UGGAACUCCUGGAUGUCGCUUCUCUAUAAAUCAAGUUACUGAACCAUUAGAUUAUUUUAAAUUAUUUUUUGAUGACGAAUUAGUAAAUUUGAUAACUUGUGAAACAAAUAGAUACGCGAUGACGAAGCCACAGACAUCCAGGAGCCAGUGGAACCCUAUUUCCAUACAGGAAAUGUUUAUGUUUAUUUCUGUAAUUCUUUUGCAAGGAAUUAUUCAUAAACCGGAUGAGAGAAUGUAUUGGACCACGAACGAAACACUUGCCACUCCAAUUUUUCGAAAAAUAAUGUCUAGGAAUCGUUUUUGGCAAAUAAAACAAAAUUUGCAUUUUACAGAUAACCAAAAUUAUAAUCCGCGAACUCAUCCAAACCCUAAACUAAAUAAAAUUUGGCCAAUAGUUCAAAAUUUAUGUUCAAAAUUUUCGCGUCUGUAUGUCCCAGAAAGGGAUAUAGUGGUGGAUGAGAGUUUGAUGCUGUUCAAAGGACGUCUUUCGUGGAGACAAUACAUGCCUCUCAAACGGUCUCGUUUCGGUGUGAAAUUCUACAUGUUAUGCGAGUCCGUAUCUGGCUAUUUGUACAAUUUUAUAAUUUAUACUGGAAAAAAUACAGUUUUCAAUGAAAAAUAUAGAGAUAUGCCUGUAACUUCAAAAAUAGUGUUAUCAUUAGCGGACUCGUUGUUAGGCAAGGGCUAUUGUCUAACAACAGAUAAUUUUUAUUCUUCCCCACAUUUAGCUGAUUAUCUGGUUACCGUCCAAACAGAUUUCUUUGGAACUGUGCGGACGACCAGACAACAGGUCCCGGCUGAGGUUAAAAAUAAAAANGAU
Messenger RNA from Centruroides sculpturatus (bark scorpion), 820 nucleotides. Its product is annotated as piggyBac transposable element-derived protein 4-like. The annotation marks the transcript as partial. The record is from RefSeq and is a predicted model, not a curated record. The transcript has a single exon. NCBI's taxonomy places the organism in Eukaryota, Metazoa, Arthropoda, Arachnida, Scorpiones, Buthidae.